AUGAGGUCAGUACUUUUAGUUGGAGGGUCCGGAUUCUUAGGACUCCAUCUCGUGGAAAAGUUCUAUAAUUUGUCACCGCGUCCGGAGAUACAUGUUUUUGAUGUAAGACCACUUCCUGAAAAGCUGUCCAAGGCAUUUACGUUCGAUCCCAAGAAAAUUAAGGUCCAUGUCGGAGAUCUAACAUCAGAAAGUGACAUAUCGGAGGCGCUUCGUUCAAGCCAUGCCGAUAUCGUCGUACACUCGGCAUCGCCAAUGCAUGGAUGCAGUCAAGAGAUCUAUGAUAAAGUCAAUGUCGAAGGGACGAAAAAUCUUUUGAGCGUAUCGAAACAUAUGGGAGUCAAAGCAUUUGUUUACACGUCAUCUGCAGGUGUUAUAUUCAACGGGCAAGACAUUCAUAAUGCUGACGAGUCAUGGCCAAUUCCUGAAGUUCCAAUGGAUGGUUAUAACGAAACAAAGGCGACGGCAGAAGCCAUGGUUUUGCGUGCCAACAGUGCGAACGAGAGCUUUUUUACUCUAGCUCUAAGACCUGCCGGCAUUUUUGGACCCGGAGACCGUCAAUUGGUGCCAGGUUUGAGAAAUGUGGCGAAAAUGGGGCAGUCCAAAUUCCAGAUUGGUGACAAUAACAACCUUUUCGAUUGGACAUAUGUGGGUAAUGUUGCCGAUGCUCACGUUUUGGCUGCAGAAAAGUUACUGGAUACUUCGGCAUGUCCUACAGUGGCCGCACAAUCUUUCUUCAUCACCAACGAUGCUCCUACUUACUUCUGGGCCCUAGCCCGGACUGUCUGGAGGGCGGACGGCCAUGUGGACAGUUACAACAUUGUCCUCCCAAGGCCUUUGGCAAUUGCCGUGGGCUAUUUGUCGGAGUACUUUUCGAAAUUCACUGGUAAAGAGCCAGGCCUUACGCCUUUCAGAGUCAAAAUUGUAUGCGCUUACCGCUAUCAUAAUAUCAGCAAAGCAAAAAGCCUUUUGGGUUAUAUUCCCAAUGUUGAUAUCGAGGACGGGAUUGCUAAGACACUUUCUUGGAUGGACGAAGCGAUUUAG
Molecule: messenger RNA, 1041 nt
Organism: Lachancea lanzarotensis
Lineage: Eukaryota; Fungi; Ascomycota; Saccharomycetes; Saccharomycetales; Saccharomycetaceae
Gene: ERG26
Product: LALA0S04e00496g1_1
Exons: 1
Coding region: 1-1041 (346 amino acids)
Biological process (GO): steroid biosynthetic process
Molecular function (GO): 3-beta-hydroxy-Delta5-steroid dehydrogenase (NAD+) activity
Source: RefSeq, a predicted model, not a curated record